UAAAGUGGUGAAAGUUUGAACAUUGUUUCAUAUUUGUAAUCAACUCUGCAGGCUGCAGCCAACAGUAAAAGCACAAAACCGUCUGUCUCUCAAAUACCAGUUUUCAAUGGAAGAUGACAUAGAGAGGGUACUAUGGAGCGCAGAUGAGAUAUCAAACCGAGUCUCAGAACUCGCUGCGCAGCUCAACCAUGACCUUUCAGCUGACUCUCUCUCCUCUUCGACUCAUAUGCCAGUGUUUGUCGGUGUUGCUACCGGCGCUUUCGUCUUUCUAGCCGAUUUAGUGCGCCGCAUAUCUUUCCCAAUUUCCGUCGAUUUGGUUCGUGUUAGCUCCUAUGGAUGCGAUACUUUCUCUAAUGGCUCUCCUACUAUCUCCUCCGACUUGAAGCUUGAUAUUUUCGGCAAACAUGUUGUUUUGGUUGAGGAUAUUGUGGAUACGGGAUUCACCUUACUACAGCUCAUUGAACAUCUGAAAUUAAAAGGGGCAUCCUCUGUAUCAGUGUGUACCUUCCUUGAUAAGCCAUCAAGGCGGAAGGCGGCUGUUGAGGUGGUGGGGAAAGGAAAAUUCUAUCGAGGAUUUGAGAUAAUUUUGCAGUAGGUUACGGAAUGGACUUUGCCGAGCUCUACAGAAAUCUACCGUAUGUGGGUAUCCUGAAGCCCAGAUGUUACCAGCGUAUUAAGGAGGAACAGCCAAAGAACUGAUGCAAGAAAGCUGAUUUUUGUGUGCUGAUGCUAUCUUGACGCAGGGGCAAUACAUAUUUAUCAUUUGCUAUGCUUCCCGGAUAUGAAUCAAACUGUCUCAAUUCAUUGGGUGCAAUUGUGAUAUUUUAUGCUGCGUGCUUCCCAUAAUUUACUACAAACUUGUGGUAAAGUUGUAUAUAAAAUAUAGCAGCCAUUAUAGUCUAUGUCAAAUAUAGUCUGUGGAGCAUUAGUAUAUUUCUUGAUUUUCUUAUAAAUCAGCUUGCAACACAA
Messenger RNA from Beta vulgaris subsp. vulgaris (sugar beet), 969 nucleotides. RefSeq lists its product as uncharacterized. Bases 107 to 595 code for a protein of 162 amino acids. Lineage: Eukaryota; Viridiplantae; Streptophyta; Magnoliopsida; Caryophyllales; Amaranthaceae. The record is from RefSeq and is a predicted model, not a curated record. The transcript is spliced from 3 exons. Gene Ontology annotation, molecular function: magnesium ion binding; hypoxanthine phosphoribosyltransferase activity. Gene Ontology annotation, biological process: hypoxanthine metabolic process; guanine salvage; GMP salvage.